Balearica regulorum gibbericeps (East African grey crowned-crane) is the source of this 1110-nucleotide messenger RNA. The record is from RefSeq and is a predicted model, not a curated record. Lineage: Eukaryota; Metazoa; Chordata; Aves; Gruiformes; Gruidae.
UCCGAAUGGAUUCAGUUUUUCAAGGAAGCCGGGAUCCCCCCGGGCCCCGCCGUCAACUACGCUGUCAUGUUUGUGGAUAACAGGAUCCAGAAGAACAUGUUGAUGGAUCUGAACAAGGAGAUCAUGAAUGAACUGGGCAUCACAGUGGUGGGAGACAUCAUCGCCAUCCUCAAACACGCCAAAAUCGUGUACAGGCAGGAGAUGUGCAAGGCAGCCACUGAAUUGCUCUGCCCCAGCUCCCCCGGCGUUCAAGCCGAGCUGCGCCGCAACGCCAACAGCGCCGCCAGCCGGAUGAUCGCCAACAGCUUGAGCAGAGACUCACCUCCCGCCGCCCCCCUCCGACAACGGCCCCACGCCUCCAAAAUCUCCGUCACCGUCUCCAACAAACUGGCCGCUGCGAAGGCAGGUUUCUGCGAAACGGCAGACGAAAAUCCAACGAUCCCGGUAAAACGCCGCCGGGUGACGGCAGAAAUGGAAGGGAAAUACAUCAUCAACAUGCCCAAGGGCACCACGCCGAGGACAAAGAAAAUCCUGGAGCAGCAAGCAGCCAAAGGUCUGCAGAGGACAUCCGUCUUCGACCGGCUGGGAGCCGAGGCAAAAGCGGACACGACCACGGGAGGGAAGCCCACGGGGGUCUUCAGCAGACUGGGUGACGCUUUGGGGACCGUCGGGGACAAAGCCACCGAGAGCGACGACGACUGCUCCGUCCUCCAGUACGCCGGCGUGUUAAAAAAACUCACCAAACCUCCCCGUAAGGAAAGCGCCGAACCGGGAGAGACCACCGUCGCGACGAAAGCCGCCGGUUCGGAAGCCAAACCGGUCGCCGUCACCGCCGCCGUCCAGCGUCUCGGUCACAGGAACGUCGCCGGUAUCCGUAUGACGGUGAAACCGCAACCGGCGGCAUCCAAAAUCGGCGGCGCGGCGCCGGUUGAACCCCAGGAUGGCGUCGUCACCAGCACGAAGGAUAAAAACGAACCCGAAUUUCGGGUGACGAUCAAAAGGACCUGGGGGUGCGGGAAGGUGAGCAGCACCAGCGACACCCCCGGUGCUCAGAUGGACAACGCCGGCGCCGUUAGCGUCUUUAAACGGUUGGGGAAGAAACCGGAUUGA